AUCGUGCGUGCACGAAGCAGUACCUCGAGUGAAGGAGGGGACAAUUUUGUCGGGAAGGGAGAUGGAGGAGUGAGAGAAAGAGAGAGAAAGAGAGAGAAGGGGGGAUUGGUGCGAUUGACAGUUGGUAGUUAGUGUCGCUUCCUCGAUACGCGACGGCGGUGUGCGGCCGUGUUGUGUUCUCUGGAGAGUACCGUCGCUCCGCGCUGGCACGAGUUCCCCGCGGUAUCGAAGGGAGAAGAGGGGGGGAAGGGGAAAUCGCUCACGUGUUCGAGAAGGGAACGCGUCUACGCGUCUACGACGAGGCCCGGCGGCCUUAGCUCUUUACCUUUAACGCGCGCUCGCGAAUGGGAGGGAUCGUUGGAGAGAUCGAGGGUAAUCGCUUGAGAAAUCAAAACGCUGAAGGAAGAGGAAAGACGCGGGAGCGUCAGGAAGAUCCUUGCAGCGCGUGACGCCGCGUUUGUUUACACGUCGCGUCGCGUCGCGGUUGGGUGCUAACAGAACGCGCGGGAAUUCAAUAGAUAAUGAACGGAAGAAUAUUUGCCUGAAGAGAUAACUGUAAAAGGAAUUCUCUUCGGCUAAACACGAAAAGAUUGUGGAGAAGGAUCAUAAUCAUAAAAAAAUUAUCUUAAGAAGAGCGAGAGAGAGAGAGAGGAAGACUAAGAGGGAGGCGGAAACGGCAGGGAUGAGAGGAGAGGCUGUCGAGGAAACGGAAGUAGCGAGAAGAGCGAAGACUCAUCCUGCGCCUCGUGCUCUCUCUAUUCCUCCCCCUCCUGUACCGGCGCAGCGCUUUUAUUACCCGCUCGCUAAAUGAUUCACGCGGACGCGUGAGUCCGGCGAUCUCGCAGGAGGAACUGGAACACGUCGAGGACUCGUCGGGAACUCGUCCAGCGUGGUUCGGUGACCGAUCUCGCGCGGAGAGUCGAGGGAAGGAAGGAUCCCCGGCGGGGAUAGAGGGAUUACGGAGAGAAAGAGAGACUGUAAAAGAAGGGCACGGAAGGAGGGAGAGAAAGAGAGAGAGAGUGAGAGACAGAGGGAGAAAGAGAGACAAAAAGAGAGAGAGAGAGAGAGAGAGGUGGGGAAGGAGCAAUAGAAAAGGAAGGCGAAGCGGCAGGGCACCGGAGAGAAGGCGAGACGAAAGGAGGAGAAAAGAGGAGGGAGGUAGAGAGGCACGCCGCGUGGACAACCGUGCACGCUCGUGUCUCUCUCUCGUUUCGUUUUGCUGCUUUCGUUCGCGCGAGAGCGCGGUGGAUGAGCUACGCUCGUUAGUGCCGGUUGAUGGUACGUCCUCGUGGUCCUGAACUGUCCUGAACCGCCGUUAAAAUUCAUAAUCCGCCGAGAGAAGAGGUAGCCUCGCGCACUCUUGAGGAUCGCACGUGGUGUUGGUAGUAUCAGUGGAGGUGGAGGUGGUGGCCGGCGCGCGGCAACUACGGCGGCGGUCGAGGUGAUCCUCAUCUUUGGGAAGCCUCUUCGUCGAAGAGGACGUCGUCCUCGUGGCUCGAUAGCAACACCCCGACGCAAUCAUGUAUAAGCUACUGGGAGGAUUGAGCAAGUACCUGAAGCGGCAGGAGAUCGUCACGGACUCUGUGCUGUUUCGUUUGCAUAACCACUUCACCACGGUACUGCUGUUCACGUGCUCGUUGCUCGUCACGGCCACCCAAUACGUCGGUAACCCGAUCUCAUGCAUCGUCCAGGGUCUGCCUACUAAUCCCAUCAAUACUUACUGCUGGAUAACAUCCACGUUCACCAUGCCAGACGCGUUCAAUCGACAGGUCGGCUCGGAGGUGGCCCAUCCAGGAGUGUCCAACGACUUCGGAGAUGUCGAGGCAAGGAAAUACUACACGUACUAUCAGUGGGUCUGCUUCGUGCUGUUCUUCCAGGCCGUUCUGUGUUAUAUACCGCAAUGGCUGUGGGGCUUCUGGGAAGGCGGCCUGAUGCAAGCACUGGUCAUGGGAAUGAAUUGUGGUAUGGAUAACAAAGACAACAUAACGAAGAAGAAAAGUAUUCUCAUGGAUUACUUGAUGAUGCACAUAAGGAAUCACAACACGUACGUGUAUCGGUACUUCGCCUGCGAGGUUCUGUGCCUCGUCAAUAUAAUCGGUCAACUCUAUCUGAUGAACCGAUUCUUUGAUGGCGAAUUCCUCAGCUAUGGUCUGCGAGUACUGCAGUUCUCGGAUACACCGCAAGAGGAACGAAUUGACCCCAUGGUGUAUGUGUUUCCUCGCGUUACCAAGUGUAUAUUCCACAAAUACGGAGCUUCGGGUACAAUACAACAGCACGAUUCUCUCUGCAUUUUGCCGUUAAAUAUCGUCAACGAAAAGACAUACAUCUUCAUCUGGUUCUGGUUCUUCAUACUAGGCAUCAUGUUAGUCGCUCUGAUAAUAUAUCGAGCUCUGAUCAUUUUCGCUCCAAUGAUACGACCGAGAGUACUACAUCUAUCGUCGAGACUAUUGCCCAUCGAAACUUGCCAAAGCGUCAGCAGAAAAGUCGACUUAGGCGACUGGUGGAUACUUUACAUUCUUUCGACCAACAUGGACUCGCUCCUCUACAGGGAUUUCCUUAUGGAAUUUACAAAGAAGAUGGGUAAUACUAGCUCGAAGUCCGUGACCGCGUAAGCGCGAGAUCUUGGACGCGCACCUUGCGCUGUAUGAUAAUUUAAUUAUUUAGUUCAAAUACACCGAUACACGGACUGACUCGCACCUCGCGGCGCGUUCCUGCAAAUAUGUUUACACUAGGAUUUGUAAUACAUAGUUAUAUUUUCGUAUAUCUACGUAUUGUAGCAGUAGCUUCAAGAGCAAGCAAUUGAGAUUUAAAUUGGAUUUUAAUUAUUUUUGUAGACAAUGAUUCAGGAUCGUCAUUAAUUUUUAAACAAAUAAGUAGUUGAAGCAAAACCCAUAACGAAACAAAGUAACAAUAACAUGAUCGAUCGCGUCGUUAUGUUACUUUGCUUUGUUACAUGUUUUGCUUUAACCACUUAUUUAUUUAAAAGUUAGAAGAAUAUUUUGAAUCGUAGUGUAAAUAAUUAGUCUUUCCCAAGCGUUCAAUUCUAGACAUAUAUGUAUAUCUCAUUUUUAUCGUUUUUUUUUUAUAUUGCAUGUAUAUCCCGCGUAAUUCUAUAUACAAGUUGCUUGGGAAUGAUUAAUGCAAUAAUCUUAUACUCAGUCUCAUGAAAGAGAUUUUUAAUAAAAUAAUUUUAUAUGUAGGAUGUUAAAAACUAGGUAUAAGGAAAUAAUAGACCAAUCGA
Molecule: messenger RNA, 3241 nt
Organism: Mycetomoellerius zeteki
Lineage: Eukaryota; Metazoa; Arthropoda; Insecta; Hymenoptera; Formicidae
Gene: ogre
Product: optic ganglion reduced
Exons: 4
Coding region: 1521-2612 (363 amino acids)
Cellular component (GO): gap junction; plasma membrane
Molecular function (GO): gap junction channel activity
Source: RefSeq, a predicted model, not a curated record